ACUCGUCCAUAUUCAGGGACAGCAGCUGGCAUCAUCAUCAUUAUUAUCUUAACCUGUUCUGGAACAUUCGCGGCCGGACAGUGUACCUGGACAAGGUCACCGGUGGCCUCCGUAUCCAGCCUGCAAGGUGGUCCAGGACGAUUUUCUGGGACCAUUUCCUCGACGCACUCAACAAACCCGGCGCGAUCUGACCGGCUUAAAAGUGGGAAUUGUGCCAAACUGGGAUAUGUAAUGUCAGAUGAGCUGCAGGCGGCGCCUAUUUGCCUGGUGAUAGGAUGAAGACGCCUGAUGGAUUCUUUUUAUAGGGAUUUUUUUGUUUGUUUGUUUAAAGUCCCUCAAGAAGACCUCUUUGGAGAAGCUAUUCUGGGAAAGAUUCAGAUAUACUCGGCACCAACCAGAGAAACUUUUUCCCCUUCACUUGCUGUGCUCUUACCAAUCAUACAUUAGCAUCACAACAUUCAACCAUUUCGAGUAUUGAGGUGGGGGUGGGGGGUGGUGGCGAGGAGCUGCGCGUUCUCAGCCGGUCGCAGCUUCAGCACCAGCAUCCCAUGCGCGUGCCCGCACCGGCAGAGCCUGCCCGGGAAGAAGAGGAGUUGGAGGAGUUAAAGUUUGCUCCGGGUGGGGGGGGGAAAAAUAUGCGAUGAGAAGAGCACGCUGCGGAGACAUUCUACCGUCUAAUUAACAUUUCCAAUACGGGGGAAAGGCGCCCUAAAGUCAAGGAUGACUUGCAAAAUAUUGACUUUAUGCCUCUUGUGUUUGGCUGUGCGACACUGCUCGUCACAAGAAUGUGUUGAUCCGCUGGUGUCUGGUCUCUAUGCCUCUUCCUUCCUGGCCUCCUCCAGAUAUAACUUUCUCUACUCUGCCAAUUUUGCCAAAUUGUACGGCAGCAGCGGCUGGUCGCCCUCCCCCAGGGAUCGGCAGCCGUGGUUGCAGGUGGACCUGGGCAGGAAGUACCGCCUGAGGGCCAUCGCCACCCAGGGCACCUUCAACUCAUACGACUGGGUCACAAAGUACACCCUCCUAUACGGGGACAGGCCGGACUCAUGGACGCCAUAUAUCAUGAAAGGAGGCAAUUCGACUCUGCCUGGGAACUGGAAUUAUUAUCAGGUGAAGAGGAACGUCUUUCAUUACGCCUUUACCGCUAAACACAUUCGCCUGCUGCCUCUGGCGUGGAACACAGAGAACGGAGGGAAGAUUGGUGUGAGGUUGGAGCUGUUUGGAUGCCAUUAUGAUUCCUAUGUGCUGCAAUACAAUGGGGAUGACUCGGUGGUCUAUAUGUACCCCGAGAAGAAGUCUCGCACGCUCAAUGACCACAUUGCCAUAAACUUCAAAACCCUGGAGCAGGAUGGUGUUCUGUUACACAGUGACGGAGUUCAGGGAGAUCGCUUCACCCUCGAGCUAAAGAGAGGUCGACUCUACCUGCACAUUAGCCUGGGAAGUAGCGUCAUACACAAAACAGACGGUCGAACUACUUUGGUAGCUGGCAGCCUUCUCGACAACCUACACUGGCACUAUGUCACCAUCAAGCGCUCAGGCCGUCAGGUGAACUUCACCGUGGACAGCCAGACGGUGACGGCCAUAUGUAACGGACAGUUUACCCACCUGGAUCUGGACAAUAAGUUGUAUGUCGGUGGUGUAAUCGAGCCAAAAAUGCCUCACCUCCCCACCACCCCGAAUUUCCGUGGCUGCCUUGAAAACGUCUUCAUCAAUGGCAUCAGCAUCAUCUAUAAGGCUAAGCGGGAAGAAGCGGACAUUGUCAUACCAAGAAAGAAGAAGAUGCACUUUGCCUGCCGGGAUAUUCUUCUCAAACCAAUGACCUUUGCCGGACCCAACAACUACCUGCAAGUGCCGGGCUACUUCAGAAGGCCUCGCAUGUUUGUAAAGUUCAAGUUCCGCUCAUGGGACUACACGGGGCUGCUCAUGUUCACACGCUUUGCCGACGACCUGGGCGCCUUGGAGCUAGGCCUGAGUGAGGGGCAGAUCAAUGUCACCAUUUUUCAGCCCGGCAAGAAGAAACUGCAGUUUGCCGCAGGUUACAGGCUUAAUGAUGGUUACUGGCAUUCAGUGGAUUUGGCAGCCAGAGAUAACCUCCUCACCCUCACAAUUGAUGAGGAGGAGGGUUCCCCGCUGAAGAUCACCAACCCCUUCACAAUUCGCACUGGGGACCGCUACUUUUUUGGAGGCUGUCCGAAAACUAACAACACCAUCAGGAAGUGUGAGACGAAGCUGAAUCGCUUUCACGGUUGCAUGCAGCACAUUUUUAUAGACAAUGAACAGCUCGACAUCGACAUUAUCUUGCAGCGACAGUGGGGGCGCUAUGCUGAACUCUUGUUGGGAACAUGCGGCAUCACUGACAGAUGUUCUCCCAAUCCGUGCGAGCAUGAAGGCAGAUGCAUACAGUCGUGGGACGACUUCAUCUGUCUCUGUGAAAACACCGGUUAUAAAGGGGAGGUGUGUCACAUGUCUGUGUAUAAAGAGUCAUGUGAAGCCUACAGACUCAGCGGAAAGUACUGGUCUGGAAACUACACCAUUGAUCCUGAUCUGAGUGGACCCCUAAAGCCAUUCGAAGUAUACUGUAAAAUGAAGUCAUACAAAGCUUGGACUGUGAUCUUGCACGACCGCGUGGACGGUACCAAAGUAACAGGGAGUUCAAUUGACAAGCCGUACAUCGGCAACGUCAACUACUGGAACGCAUCUUGGGAUGAAGUCACCGCCCUGGCCAACACCUCCUUGUACUGUGAGCAGUGGGUCGACUACUCGUGCUACAAGUCCCGUUUCCUCAACACACCUGGUGGAAGACCUUUUGGUUACUGGAUUGGUCGCAAUAAUGAAAGCCACUAUUACUGGGGGGGAACGUUCAGAGAGGUCCAAAAGUGUGGCUGCGCUAUCAACCAGACUUGCGUUGACCCCAAGUAUCAAUGCAACUGUGAUGCUGACUACAGACAAUGGUACUCCGAUAAGGGUUACUUGGACUUUAGGGACCAUCUUCCUGUCAGGAGGGUGGUGGUUGGUGACACCAACAGGACUGGCUCAGAAGCACAGUUCACAGUAGGACCUCUCCGCUGCCAUGGCGAUAGAAACAUCUGGAACACUAUAUCCUUCACCAUACCUGCCAACAUAACCUUCCCCACCUUCAAGCCGGGCUCCAGCGCUGACAUCUCAUUCCACUUUAAAACAUAUAGAUACGACUCAGUCUUCUUGGAGAACUCCGACGACCACCUCAAAAACUUUAUCCGACUAGAGCUCAACACCACCCAUAAUCUUGUAUUCAUCUUUAUGGUGGGGGAUGGCAUCCAGAAUGUGACACUACGCUCCCCCGUGCCACUCAAUGAUAAUGAGUGGCACUUUGUCCAGGCUGAGAUUAAUGUGAAAUUGGCUCGGAUCAAGGUUGACUACCAGCCUUGGACUGUCAAACGUUUCCCCAGUCAGACUUUUGUCACAAUGAACUUUACCAAUCCUCUUGUUGUAGGUUCACGCAACCGCACUCAAAAACCCUUCUUGGGUUGUCUCCGAGGGUUGCGGCUGAAUGGUGUUCCUCUGGAUUUGGAAGGGAAAGUCGAUGAAGAAAAAGGCAUCAGGAGGAACUGUACCGGCCAGUGUCUCAAUGCUACCAUACCUUGCCGUAAUAGUGGCCAAUGUAUUGAGGGCUAUGCCUCCUACACUUGUGACUGCAACAACACUGCAUUUGAUGGGUUCUACUGCCAUAAAGACAUUGGUGCCUACUUUGAGCUUAGCUCCUGGCUAAAGUACAACGUGCGGAAGAAACCAAUAUCCGACGAAGCAGCUUGGGCCAACUGGAUUGACCCGCAUUAUGAUAAUUUCAGCCUGGGCUACAACGACACGGCGGACGACAUUGAGUUCAGCUUCAGCACCGUCUACACACCGGCCGUGCUGCUCUACAUCAGCUCCUUUGUCCACGACUACAUUGCCGUCGUACUCAAGACCGACGGCAGCGUGGAUCUAAGGUACAAACUAGGACUCAUCACCCACAAGUACGAGCUGACUCGUCGAAACCUGGCAGACGGAUACCCACAUUACAUCAACAUUACUAGACACAACAGGACCAUCAAAACACAGGUGGAUUUUAUGGAGCCCAUUGUUGAAAAGAUAACUUUAGUGGAGGAUGCAAGAUUUGACUCUCCAAAGUCCAUGUUCUUAGGCAGAGUGAUGGAGGUCGGCGAUAUCGACUACGAAAUCCAGAGGCAUAAUGCUCCAGGCUUCAUUGGCUGCAUCUCCGGUGUGAGGUACAAUGUUUAUGCCCCUCUAAAGGCUCUUUUCCGGCCGAAUGAAACAGACCCUCCGGUGACGACGCAAGGUUACGUCUCUGAGUCCAACUGCGGCGCCUUCCCUCCUGUCCUAGGUUACGUCCCAUGGGAGGUGGAUCCCUGGUUUACCACCAUAGAUUAUAUAUACAUCCAUGACGACCUUGGCCUAUUCUGGAUAAUAGUCAUUGUCAUCCUGGCGUUGCUUCUUCUGCUGGCGGGCUUGUAUAGCAUUUACGUAUAUGCGUACCAGCAGAAGGGCACCUACCGCACAAACGAGCCCAAACACCUGGAGUCGCCCAGCAGCUCCCGGCCGCUCACUGAGACGCUGAGACGGGAAAAGAAGAUCCUGCCCGAAAUAGAUGAGGAGUUCAGGAGCGGCUAAGCUAAUAAACCGCACGGUGGGACCAAUGGGACAGUGACAUUGGGAAGGGCUUACGGGAAAUAAGUUACAUGACUUUGCAUUGAUUCUUUUGAUUAUAUUGGCAGUUCCUCUGAGGGAAUCACUUGUGGGUUUAGCUACCAUUACGGUCCAUCCAUGGGACGAAAGACUGGAGAAGUCAAAGGCAUCAACAGAACAACGCCAAUUAAUGCAUGCCAACUAGGGCGGAUGGCUAUGAUUGGAGUGGUGGUCUGGGUCCUGGGGCUACAUCGUCACAUUCUCUAACCCCCCAAACUGAUAUAGUAAACUGGCUAGAGUUCAAGCAAUUCAUUUUGAAGUAUUGUCAUCCAAUCAAUCAUUUAUAUGUAUUGUUGUUGUUGGGAUUUUUUCAAAGGCCAUUUGCGGACCCUGCGUCCUAACAAGUCCUGGCCAUGAUAAAUUGAUUUAAGGUAGGCUUUUUUUGCAUUCUCAGUCUCUCACUGUUCAAUAUCUGUAUGGCUUGGGUAUUGUUUGGUUGCGCUGAGAGGUCUAUGACUGAAAUGGGUGUGGGAAUCAAUGGGUUGUCCUUGUUGUUUCCUGUCUUGGGAAUUGUCUCGGUUGUCCUGCUGAAAGACAAAUAUUGCCGAGGGGCCUGGGCUGACCGUGUGGUGGUCACUGGGGUGAUUAACUGGUUAAACCCAAACCUGACCUGACUUGAUCGUUGAAAUUUGUUUAGAAAAAAACUGAUUUCCCUACUUAGCAGCAUACAGCAGUGUCACGACUGGUAUAGUUUUCUGACUAAAUUUUUUUUAACGGGAUGUAAAAUUACAUAAUUUGCACUGAUGGUGUGGUGGAACAUGCUGCUGCCUUUGAUGCAGACGGUACAGGUUCGAUUCCCACCCAUUUCCCCAUACCCAGCCUGGGUCGGUCCAAAGAUGGCUAAAAAAUGGGUGGGUGGCAUCAGGAAGGGCAUCCAGUGUAAAAACUGGGCCAAACAAAUCAUGCGAGUGACUAGCUGUGGCGAGCUGAAAGUCACAACAAAAUCAUAAAAGUAAAUAAUUUGCAGUGGUUCUAAGUACUUGUUACUAGAAAAUCUCAACAAUGGUUGUCGCUACUGUGUAGACAGGUGAACAGAGUUACUGUAUUAUGUUAACAGACCUACAAACUGAGAAAUUGACAAAAACAAGCUAUACUGUAUAUUAAAAAAAUUGCUCAAGAAAAUAUUUAUUUUCUUUAUUUAAUCUUAAUUGAUCUAGGUAAGGCAGUUGAGAACAGUCUCAUCUGCAAUGCCGACCUGGCUGCAUUGAAUUUUGUGAGUUCUUCGGAAUGCAGAAGUCAAGCCCCAGCAGGAAAAUGAGGCUAGAGUCCAAGCUGGUCUCAUACAGUACAUGAUCUGAUAUAUCAUAUCAUAUAAUAUACUGUGUAUAUACCAAAUGUGGUCAAUUGCACAGCCCGAUUAGCUACCAUGUAGGCCUCACGGGGAAAACGUACCAGAGUAAGUUAAACCCACAAGCAAUAACCUCUGAGGACAAAGCCAAACUACCACCAGAGUCACCUGGCUUAGGUUUUCCAAUUCUUUCAUCGCUUAUUUUCUUGUUAACAUUUAAAUGAGGUUUUUGGUUUUUUUUUUCCAACCCCAAUUGGGUGAGUUGAAAUGCCUGGUGCUGUACAAAGUUUGUAUUUUGUGAAUUUUAAGCCCCGCCACAUGCGAGCCUCACACUGACCAGGAGGGUAAAAUACUGAAGUGCCUCAUCUGAGCAAGCUUGGUUGCCCCCCCCCCGCCCCCGCCCUCAUACCCAUCUCAAGUAACCACAAAAGCUUAAAUCAGAAGGCAUUUGGAUCCAAGAAAAAGGAAUUACACACAUUGUUUUCUGAGCCCAAUUGAGGCUGCCGAUAACCCACUGUAUGGACCGCAUGAAACCUCCACCUUUAGCCGACAAUCUGAUGACAUCAUAACUCGCAAUGUGUCCAUGCAAACAAAAAAACCCAGUUCGUUUGUAGAAGUAAGCCAGCCUGAGUGACACACGUUGAGAAAGCAAGAGCAUUGUAAGAGGUGCAUAGGUUUGUAUGUAUUGUGUAUUCUAUGCCUAAAAGCUACAGUAAAACAAUGCAUUAACUAUACAGAAUGACAUCUACACGCAGUUCAGAAAGGCCAUAUUGUACAGUAUUAGUGGUAGAUUCCAGUACCGCUAAGGUAUCUCCCUGUUAUUUAGCGCGGGGCUUCAGAGGAUCAUGAUAAUGAUUGAUUCCGAGAUGUCCACCAUACAAGUUGCAUCCGUCUUGCUUGUUACCUUUUGUCUUACCUCGAAGAAAAGAAAAAAACAACGAUCGGGUGGAGACGCUUACAUAUAAACAUACACACACUCUAGGGUGCUUUCACAUGUACAGUUUGGUGUAAAAAUCACUUGACGUGUUUGGGAAAUUUGUCCAUUUUGACCAGAGUGGGAUUUCUUUCCACAAUGGAAAGGCUGUGUACUUGAACUCCAUCCAUCCAUCCAUUUUCUGAGCCGCUUCUCCUCACUAGGGUCGCGGGCGUGCUGGAGCCUAUCCCAGCUGUCAUCGGGCAGGAGGCGGGCUACACCCUGAACUGGUUGCCAGCCAAUCGCAGGGAAGAUACAAACAAACAACCAUUCGAACUCACAUUCACACCUACGGGCAAUUUAGAGUCUCCAAUUCAUGCAUGUUUUUGGGAUGUGGGAGGAAACCGGAGUGCCCGGAGAAAACCCACGCAGGCACGGGGAGAACAUGCAAACUCCACACAGGCGGGGCCGGGGAUUGAACCCGGGUCCUCAGAACUGUGAGGCUGAGGCUCUAACCAGUCUGCCACCGUGCCGCCGUACUUGAACUCAGUAUAAAAAAAUUAAAAAAAACACCCAUAGGCAUACAGCAUACUGACAAUCUAUCACUUAAAAUUGGACAGCACCAGAUAGAAUCCAUCCAUCCUUUCGCCGUACCGUGUGAAAGCACCCUAAAUCACAAAGUACAUGUACAGAGGACCAUGAUGGUGUAAAAUGCUGAUCUUUUACUUCCAAUUCACACACAUUUGCUGGUAGAUUUAUGCGCCACGUCAUAGAUCAAUAGCCGAUAGCCGACUACUGUCAUUAUCACUCUUCGCUAGCAGCUACUGUGAAUGUGAAACGAAGCAAUAUAGCAUAGCAUGAACACAUGACAACAAGCUUCUUUACGCCACUGACGUUAGUUUAACCUGCAGAUGCACAACAGCGAGGCGUUUAAAGCAACCUUUUGAAUGUGACAUUAAUGUACCGCUUGCUCAGGACUAAGGAAGUACCAUUACUUGCUCUUUUUAGCUGUAAUAAGCCACCAAUGUGGCCAUGUUGGAUGGAUUGUACAGUGAGUGACGAGAUACUGCUAAUGUAUGCAAAUGUACAGAUGGCAAUUAAAGGCACUAUUUUUAAGAGUGCGCUGUAAACGUGAAUGUAAAUGACAGCGUUGCUAGUAUGCAGGAGUGUUCAUGUUACAUGUCGCUGUAUUAGUCAGUCAGUGUGUAGCUUCUCAACAUAGCGGUGUCAUCUCACUCACCAUGCGUGGUCCCCCAAGUGUGUUUGUGUGUGCCUGUAUAUGUGUGUGUGUGUCCACUAUUUGACCACCAACAGACAACAAUAAACAAGCAGACCCGUGCACAGAUGCCAACUACUCACUACUGUAGUACACCAGUACCAGUAAAGUACAAGUGGUGCCUUGAGAUACGAGUUUGAUUUGUUUCGUGACCACGCUCGUAACCCCAAACACUCAAAUAAUAUUUUCCCACUGAAAUAAACUAAAAUAGCACUCUUUAUUAUUUUUAUUAAUAAAUUAAAUUAUUAUUACUAUUUAGAAUAAUACAUGUUAUUUUUUCUAACGUGUGCAUCUGUGUUUACAGCUAGUAAGAUAUCUAACACAGUCACUGUGAUGACAGUAUUAAAAUAUACGGUUUUGGGGGGUGAAUGUGUAAUCAUCAGAUUUAAAAACUACAUAUGUUGAUUUUAGUGCCAAUCUGUUUCCCAAAAUAUAUUAGUGUGUGUGUGUAAAUGGGUGAUUGAGAGGCAUUAACUUUGUGCACGUUGUAGGUUGUGGCUUUCUGACGUUUACUUGCAUUAGUUUACAGACACAUCUGCCACAUCCAAUAUGGCAAACACGCGACUACGCGACAAGACGCUCAAUAUUCAAGUCUAUGUGUAAGUCUAUGCUAAAAUUGCGAUCUCCGUUUUUUUAAGGAUAUAGUUUCCAGAUUCCAGUUUCCAUAUUGUCUUUAUUGACUUUAUUGUCUUCUCGUCUCACUUAAAUCAAUAACUGACGUGACGUUUAGUUAAUCUUUGAUCAAAUAUUACUGAGCUAAACUGUGACGUUAAGAUAGCUAGCUUACCUGCGUCUGAACGAUUAAGGCACCCUUCGUCCAAGUGGUGUGUUUUAUCGUUGAGUUGCAAACCUGACUUGUUGCUAUUGCCUUUCCCCCCCAAUUUCAUCAAAAAGAUAAAUCAAGUCGAGUCUUUCAUAAAUUUAAGCCAAGCAAGUCGCAAGUCAUAAAAUCAGCGACUCGAGUCGACUCGAGUGACGUGGACUCAAGUCGACUCGGUUCUCAAGUCAAAGCAAAGAUUCGUUUGUCAAAAACUAGUCAGUUGGAUCACUCGUAUCUCAAGGAGCCACUGUAUUCAAUAGACAGCGUCAUAGUGGUGAGUGAGCAUCAGCGGAUGCGUUGAAUGCUACGUAGAGCCUUAAAUGUCCACUAGAAGGCGACGGAUGUCACUAGCCACUUCAUUAGCGACACCUCAAUGUGAUCCACUACAACAAUGCUCAGUUAUGAUUAAGAACUCUCAGUUCACCCACUACACUACAACAACAAGCACAUUGUCAAAUGAAUGCCUCUCUUGCACUGGAUUCCCUGCCGGUGUACCUAAUGAAGUGUCCAGAAGUGAUUAGUAGUGUUUGUGGUCACACACUGACUAUAUUUUGUCAUUCACAUUUUGUUGUUUUGUUUUUGGUUUUGUGAUAUUGUCAGUGUAAAUGCCCAUUGUUAUUCUUAUUGUAUAAAUCAAAGUAAAGCCAAACUCACCUCAAAAAGUGUGAAGGAGCCCACUUGGUGUCGUGGUCGUGCAAGACAGUACAUCUAAGCAAUUCCCAACCUUUAUGGAGCCAAGGC
Messenger RNA from Phyllopteryx taeniolatus (common seadragon), 9760 nucleotides. It is a transcript of the gene cntnap1, whose product is annotated as contactin associated protein 1. The coding region runs from base 721 to 4647 and encodes 1308 amino acids. Lineage: Eukaryota; Metazoa; Chordata; Actinopteri; Syngnathiformes; Syngnathidae. The record is from RefSeq and is a predicted model, not a curated record. The transcript is spliced from 24 exons.